UCGAAUUUGUAGCUAGCUGUCUAGCGUUAACCUAUCUUGAAGAAUGUUUAACAAAAAAGUAAGGAGAAAUUUUAGACAAAGAAAAGAUGAAUCCAGUGAAGAAGAUGAAAACGAAAACGGAUAUGGCGGAAGGAACGAAACAGACACUUCGGUCGACAGCUCAAAGCAAUCAUAUGAACCCCGAAGAGGGAUUUCAUGUAGCUCUAAACCAAAUGCAACACCGCCACGCCAAGAUGUUAAGUCGGAUUCUAGUGGUGCAGAAGACCCAAAGGAACCUACCACUUGCAAAUUUCAAGCAAAACGUAGUAAAGUAUCGUCCAAGUGUAAUACCCUCAGUUUUCUCAAUGAGAAAGAUGGUACUGAGGAAUGCGAUUUCAAAUUGAAAAGGUCUAGCAACAAAGCUGUGGUUUUCCAGGCUCGCAAAAAAGAAGAAUCGCCCGUCAAGUUGACACGUUCACAAGGUGCAAAAGAAGUUGCUUUUACUGAACACUCUAAUAGCAGUGUUGGUAGUUCUGCUGAGGACAUGCACCCAGACAGUGACAGUGAAACAAGCUCUACAACUCCAAGCUCUUUCAAAUCUCAGACAGAUAACAUCCCCGAUGCCAAGAUAAUCCAUGCAGCUAAAGAGCAGAGGAGGAGAGCCAGGGCCCAGAGAGAUUACAUCCCAUUGGAAGGGGACGAGAAAAGCACCCUGGACACUGGAGAUGGAGAAGAGGACCAGAGUGAUCUUGAAUGUGACAGCCAUGAUGAGUCAGAUGAUAAUGAGCGUAGAAUUCAGUUUGCACCCAAACCCAAAACACUACGAGAGCAAAUGGCUGAGGAAAUUGGUGGGAAUGAGGAUGAUUGCUCUGAUAGGCAGGAGGAGGACCAACAUCUCUGGGAAGAACAGCAAAUAGGGAAAGGAAUUAAAAGACACCAGAUGCAAAGCAGAGGUGAUUUCAAGCCUCUCAGGCAAAAGAAAAUGCUUGAUAUCCCUGAGACACUCCCACCAAUCAGCAUUGAUAUCAUAAAGAAGAGAAUUAUUGGAAAGUUGGAAUCUCUAAAGGAGGUCCACAGGGCACGGGAGGCUGAACUCAGGAAGAUGCAGCUGGACAUAGAGGGUGCCCAAAGCUGCCUAGCCAGCCUAGAGAACCACAGAGCUGACCAGCAGCUGCACUUCUACCGCCACAUGAGGGUCUUCUCCCAGAACCUGCUGGAGUGUUUGACCGAGAAGAUGCCCUCCAUAAACUCAGUGGAACUGGACAUGCACGUUAUGUAUAUUGACCAGGCAGAGGUGCUGUUGUCACAAAGGAGAGGAGAACUGCAAGAGGAGUCUACAUGGCUCCAGCGGUUAACCUAUGGUGCUGAUACCAACAGUAACAGGGGGGCACUGGGAAAGACUGAAACAGCUAAGGACAGUGAGGUCUUAGAGGAAGAUAGUGGAAGUGUCCCACCUGACUGGGAACCAGCAGCAGAGCAGGAGGCUCAGUUGCAGCACAAAAGAGCUGACAUAUUGAAGAGAUCUCAGGAAAUUUUUGCUGAUGUUCAGGAGGACUUCUCUGAUGUACAGAAAAUCCUAAACCGGUUUGAAGAGUGGCGUUAUUCCUUUCCAGAGUCCUACACCAGUGCCUACAUUAGUCUGUGCCUUCCCAAACUACUAGCACCUCUGAUACGACACCAGCUUAUUGGCUGGAAUCCUCUCAAAGUAGAGGGUGAAGAUUUUGAGGCGCUGCCAUGGUACUCUGCUGUGGAGAAGUUCUGUCACGGACAAGGCUAUGAAGAGUCUGACAAUGCUGAUCAGAAGACAUUGCCAGCUAUCAUAGAAAAGACCGUCCUUCCCAAAGUCCAAGGGUUUGUGGAGCUAGUGUGGGACCCCAUGUCUUUGCAACAGUCUCAGUGUCUCACAUCACUUUGUAACAGGAUACAGGAGGAUUACUCUGUUUUUGAUGGUGAACAAAGCAAGCCAGUCAAGGCUUUUAUGGAGGCUGUUGUCCAUAAACUGAGGAAUGCUGUGGAUAAUGAUGUCUUCAUCCCACUUUACCCAAAAAUCUAUUUGGAUGACAAGACUUCCCCACAAUUCCAGUUUCAGAACCGACAGUUUUGGAGUGCUGUCAAGCUGCUUGGGAACAUGGCAUUAUGGGAUGGUUUGGUUGCUCAAGACAAUCUGAAGGACCUGAUGCUGGACAGACUUCUCAAUCGCUACUUAAUGAUGACCCUUCUCAAUGAGUCCAAUCCAAAGCACAUUAUACAGAAAUACAAGAAGGUGGCAGAGUGUUUUCCAAAAACAUGGUUUCUGGAACUGAGUACUGGAUCAUCACUACCUCAGCUGCAAAAUUUCAGCAAGCAUCUUGUGCAGACAACACAUGUAUUAUGUAAAGACAACAAGGACACCACCAGCUUAAGGCCUUUUUUAUCUGAUGUGAUGAUUCUUCUUUGGACAAUCAAGGCAUUUGAGAAUAUGAACAUUGUAGCAGAAAGAUACCAUUGUCAGGAUCUGCUGGGGUAUAUACAUAAGGAAUAGUUUGAAUGAUUGUUAAAAAUGUUUUUAUACUUAAGAAAUAAAUGAAUUUUUAAAUAAUUUUAAUCUCUAUUUGAAUUAAACUUUCAGUAAGUGAAAGAAGGUAAUGUUUAUUUUUAAUUAUAUAAUUAAAUUUAUUAGCCCACAGAUUUGAAUUACUAUUUUACUUAUCUAAACCUAAAAAAAAAAAACCUAUUAGAUUUUUAAGGUAUCCAUAAUGACUGUGCUAUACUUGCUGCCCCUGUAGAAACUACAUUCUUGUUUCACAUGAAAGAAAAACUAUAGAUUGAAUUUCUUAGAAUACAGGACCUUUUGCACUUGGUUUAAAAGAGCAUGCCAAAAAAAUCCUAUCCACAUUUUAUGAAUUAUUUCAUCAAGGGAGGGACUAAUAUUGUUUAACAAACAUGAAGACAAUUACAUAAAUAGAUUUAUGAUUAUGUACAGUAUCAUCUGCUGUGAGUGCUGAAAUUUUUCCUCGUUUAUCUCGGUAUGUAGUUUAGUUAAGUGUUUUAUUUCAUUUUGUAUUGCAUUAUUUAUGUAAUAUUCCAUCAAUAUGAGUGAAUGGGUCUGAGCAGGUCCUGAGACAACUCCACAGAAAAGAUGAUUAUUUUCUGUUCACAAACUGGGAAAUUCUGAGUGAAAAUUUCAAGAGAAUAGUAAAAAGCAACUGACAUAGCUUGUUGCUAUAAUAGAAGCUCCAGUGACAUGAGGAAUGGUUGCUAGCAUAUGAGGCUUUACUCCCCCAUCAAUAAGUUGCUGUUGCAGCUUGAAAGUUUGUAACAUCAACUAGGGAAAGGCCAACUCUUGCACUAGACAACCUGAUUAGGAAAAGCAUAUUCACACCUAGUUUAAUAGUAGCACUGAUGACGCCUAGGACAGUAUACAAAUUAGCUUAACAUGUAGCAUAAGAGUCUAUAAUCCUGAGCAGGGAUGGGAUAAGAAGAGCCAGGAAGCUGGCACUGUGACCAGCAUGCCAGGAUCGAAGGCACACUUCCAGUGUCUCCUAUGUCUGGUACACCAGAAUUUGUACCAGAACUCAGAGUGUGUGUGGCUUAAUUUUAAUGCUGGUAUUGUGCUUAAAAUGGCUCCUUGAAGCAUUAAUAUAUGACUAGGUUUGCCAUGACAAGCUGUCACAAGAAAGGGGACCAUGGCUGGAGGGCUAAGUGGAGCUGUUGUUGGAGUAUGGUGUGCUAGUUUCUUACACAGGAGAAGCCUCUUGAUGGACAGAAGGGACAGCCACAGCAACCAACUGAGACUGGUUCCUUUUAAAUCCAGCUUCAUGGAGUUCAACUAUAUCCAUUUUAUAUAAAUCUAUCAUUUCCAAGUAUUAUUGCACAAAGGCAGUAAUUAAGAGAUAGGAAUAAUGGUAAGAUAUAAGAAAAAACAUGUUAUAGAUUGAAAUCAUAAUAUCCAAUACCUUAAACACAUUGAUAUCGAAACAGUUACAGUUAGUUAUAUUUACAGUUGGAAGAAGAGUCAAAAAUUUUAAAUGGGAAGCAUUUUGUAUGUUCUUUACACCAUGGCACCAGUAGAAAUGAAUGUAGUUUAAAUCACACCAUGUUGAACUAGAUAUUGAUGAAUUAGCCUCUCUACAUUUUGAAGCUUUUCCCUUGAGGAUGUGGAAAUGUUUAUGUGUACAGAUUUUAUUUGUUAUACUGAAUUCUACACCUGGGUCUAUGUUGGUGUUAGUUUUGAUGAUGUGACAGGGAGUAUUUAAAGCAACACCUGUAAGAUUUAACUUUGAAUGACAUUGAGGACAGCCUGAACCAAUGAACCAAACAUCUUACAAUAAAGAAAAGCAAAUUA
Electrophorus electricus (electric eel) is the source of this 4303-nucleotide messenger RNA. RefSeq names its product GC-rich sequence DNA-binding factor 2 (gene gcfc2). The record is from RefSeq and is a predicted model, not a curated record. Gene Ontology annotation, cellular component: nucleus. Gene Ontology annotation, biological process: mRNA splicing, via spliceosome. Lineage: Eukaryota; Metazoa; Chordata; Actinopteri; Gymnotiformes; Gymnotidae. Gene Ontology annotation, molecular function: DNA binding.